CAUGCUUAUGAAGAUGAACCUGAAAUUAUUUACAGUAAACUCCUGAUGAAGCAUAUGUUUAUUGUGAAGUUAGAAUACUUUCUCGAGGAUUAUUGUCUUAAAAAGACUGUUACUGCAGAGCACCCCUACAGUUACUGUUUAUAGACAAUAUGCAGUGUACACGCGUUUUAUGGGUUGCAUAUACGCAAAAUUAACCUACAAAUAGAGGUUAAGACAUCAUAGAAUCAAAUAACCAAAAUUAGUUAAUUUUUAAUUAAAAUGCAUAUAUUUUAAUAUUAUAAUUGUAUUUAAACUGGCUAAUAUUUACUACAAUUAUGGGAAAAUCAAAAUGUAGAGAAUUUGAUCAUCUCACAGUAGAAGAGAAGAAAGUUAUUUCUGUUGCCGAGAUAGUGCAGUUACUGAUUAAAGCACAUGAAGAAAAGAAGGACGUUAAUUUAAAUUCAUUAAAAACACGAAUAGCAUCAAAAUAUGGUUUGCAAAAUUCACAUCGACUUGUUGAUAUUAUAGCAGCUGUCCCUAGUAACUAUAAGAAAGUCUUGGUUCCAAAGUUAUUAGCAAAACCUAUUAGAACAGCAAGUGGAAUAGCUGUUGUAGCAGUCAUGUGUAAACCACAUCGUUGUCCUCACAUUAAUAUGACUGGAAAUAUUUGUGUAUAUUGUCCAGGAGGACCAGAUUCUGAUUUUGAAUAUUCAACACAAAGUUAUACAGGGUAUGAACCAACUUCAAUGAGAGCAAUUAGGGCUAGAUAUGAUCCAUAUCUUCAAACAAGACAUAGGGUGGAUCAGCUAAAGCAAUUGGGCCAUAGUGUAGAUAAAGUUGAGUUUAUUAUAAUGGGAGGGACAUUUAUGAGCCUUUCUGAAGAUUACCGUGAUUAUUUUAUUAAAAAUUUGCAUGAUGCGCUUUCUGGUCAUAAAAGUGAAAACGUUGAAGAAUCUGUUAAAUACUCUGAGCGAUCUAAUGUUAAAUGCAUUGGUAUUACCAUUGAGACACGGCCUGACUACUGUACUCCUAAACAUUUAACAGAUAUGCUUGAUUAUGGAUGUACAAGAUUAGAAAUUGGUCUUCAGUCUGUUUAUGAAGAUGUAGCCAGAGAUACGAAUCGGGGGCACACUGUUAAGUCAGUUAUUGACACCUUUAAAUUUUCAAAAGAUUGCGGUUUUAAAGUAGUAACCCAUAUGAUGCCAAAUCUCCCAAAUGUUGACAUAGAAAGAGACAUUGAACAGUUUGUUGAACUUUUUGAAAAUCCAAAUUUUCGACCUGAUGGAAUGAAAAUCUAUCCUACCCUAGUUAUACGCGGUACCGGUUUGUACGAAUUGUGGAAGACCGGUCGUUACAAAAGCUACCCUCCCUCAGUAUUAGUAGACUUGAUUGCAAAAAUUCUUUCUUUAAUACCUCCUUGGUGUAGGGUUUAUCGAGUCCAACGUGAUAUACCUAUGCCCUUAGUAAGCUCGGGAGUCGAACAUGGAAACUUAAGGGAGCUGGCACUUGCAAGAAUGAAAGAUUUGGGGCUUAAAUGUAGAGAUGUAAGAACAAGAGAAGUUGGAAUUGCUGAAAUUCACUCAAAAGUAAGGCCUAAUCAUAUUGAGUAUGUAAGAAGAGAUUAUAGUGCAAAUGGUGGAUGGGAGAGUUUUUUAAGCUAUGAAGAUCCUGAGCUGGAUAUACUUGUGGGCUUAUUGAGAUUAAGAAAGUGUGCUCCUGAAACCACCUUUCGAGCUGAGCUUAAAGGGAACUGCUCCAUAAUUAGAGAAUUACAUGUUUAUGGUAGUGUAGUUGCUGUUCACGAACGAGAUCCACAAAAAUUUCAGCACCAAGGCUACGGAGCCCUCUUAAUGGAACAGGCAGAACGGAUUGCAAUUAAAGAACACAGAUCUACAAAAAUUGCUGUCAUCUCAGGUGUGGGAACGCGAAAUUACUACAGAAAAUUUGGAUAUGAACUUGAAGGCCCAUAUAUGGUAAAAAGUUUAGUAAAUAAUUACAAGAGUGCCCUCGAUCUUUACGAAGGAAAGUUUAAAUAUAAGAAGUCUGGCCUUAUUAUAUCUGAAGAAUUAGCGAAAGUGCGAGAUCUCGAAACUGAUGAAAUGUUUCUCCAAACCUUUCGGGAAAAAUACAAAGCACUUGGCAAGUAAGAUUUA
Messenger RNA from Agrilus planipennis (emerald ash borer), 2132 nucleotides. RefSeq names its product probable elongator complex protein 3. Lineage: Eukaryota; Metazoa; Arthropoda; Insecta; Coleoptera; Buprestidae. Gene Ontology annotation, molecular function: iron-sulfur cluster binding; acyltransferase activity, transferring groups other than amino-acyl groups. The record is from RefSeq and is a predicted model, not a curated record. Gene Ontology annotation, cellular component: nucleus; cytoplasm; elongator holoenzyme complex. The transcript is spliced from 7 exons. The coding region runs from base 315 to 2126 and encodes 603 amino acids. Gene Ontology annotation, biological process: tRNA wobble base 5-methoxycarbonylmethyl-2-thiouridinylation.